Messenger RNA from Yamadazyma tenuis ATCC 10573, 753 nucleotides. It is a transcript of the gene FGR16, whose product is annotated as U4/U6-U5 snRNP complex subunit. Gene Ontology annotation, cellular component: precatalytic spliceosome. Lineage: Eukaryota; Fungi; Ascomycota; Pichiomycetes; Serinales; Debaryomycetaceae. The record is from RefSeq and is a predicted model, not a curated record.
UGGCCAGUUUAGACAAAAUCUCCUUCAAGGACGAAGAGUAGAUGAGUCGCGAUGUGCGACACUUUUUAUAUAGCUGGAAUUUUAACUAGGUAACUCCAAUACCACAAAUACAUACACGAGAAAUGCAACCCGCCUACAAUGACAAGCGUAGAGUUUCGGGAUAUGCUCAUAUACUUGAAACUAUUGUGCGAAACCGUAUCAAGGACUCGCUCUUCUACAAACAGCAUCUCUACUUGACCAAUGAGCAGACCAUUCUUCAGGUGAUUGUGGAUAAUGUCAAGUAUGUGGGCGGGUUGGACUCGAGCAAUCGACCUAGUCCGUUCCUCUGCUGUCUCCUCCGUCUCCUUGAGAUUGGACCCAGUGCCGCCGUGGUGGGGCUAUACUUGAAACAACCUGAGUUCAAAUACCUCACUAUCCUCACGUUGAUAUACAUACGAUUGACCCAACCACCCACAGAAGUAUAUCAGGUGUUGGAUACGUACCGUUCCAACUACACCAAGGUACGGGUACUUUUAUCGUCGCCAGAGAUGGUGGAUGGUGUGCCGGUGAACUAUGGAAUAAUACAUAUCGAUGAGUUUGUUGAUGAGCUCGAGCGCCUGGAUCGAGUGGUGGGGGUGGUGAUGCCUCGGCUCGAGCUGCGGCGGCGCUUGGUAGCGCGUGGCAUGAUUCCCGACCGGGUCUACCAUGUCCAGACUCUUGACGAGCCUGAAUCAAGUGACUUCCUGAGUGAUAGUGAUUAAACUUGUACGGUCC